Candida tropicalis MYA-3404 is the source of this 2295-nucleotide messenger RNA. It is a transcript of the gene TOK1, whose product is annotated as Tok1p. Bases 1 to 2295 code for a protein of 764 amino acids. Lineage: Eukaryota; Fungi; Ascomycota; Pichiomycetes; Serinales; Debaryomycetaceae. The record is from RefSeq and is a predicted model, not a curated record. Gene Ontology annotation, cellular component: membrane. Gene Ontology annotation, molecular function: potassium ion leak channel activity. Gene Ontology annotation, biological process: stabilization of membrane potential; potassium ion transmembrane transport. The transcript has a single exon.
AUGGUACCCAGGAAAAUCUGGACAUCUCGUAAAAAGAGUUUGAAGAGAAACCAUCAUUUGAAAAAUGGUGAUCUACCGUCUGAAGGAACGUCCACAUUUAAUACAUUUGAUUCGAAAUCUGUGAUGGGUGCAGUUAAAAAGGCAAAACGUAAGAUUGUACCAGAUCCCAAUUUUACAAACAACCUACACAAUAAAGGACUACAGCAUUAUGAGGAUAAGCUAUCACCUUUGUUCACUAAUUCAUAUCAUGGGGUAAACUACAAAUCAAUCAAUUCCAACAACAAACAACUAUUGAAAUCACCAGUGGCAUUGCAGCAUGCAUUAAGUAUACCCGUUGAAGCAAUAUUGAACCUAAACGUUCGACCUGGAGAGCCAUAUUUCGUCGUCUGGUUUUUAAUUUCCAGUUAUUUCCCUUUAAUUGCUGCAUGUUUGGGACCACUAGCCAAUAUGGUUUCGAUAGUGGCAUUAGUCGAACAUUGGAAAGUCAAAAAGUCCACAGGAAGAAUGGUUUCAGACCGUCCAGAGGUUGUGGUGAUGAAUGCAUUAUCAUUAGCAUUGGGGAUUCUUGGAAACAUAUCCUUGUUGAUGAAUUUUUCAAGAUCAAUAAAGUACUUGAUAACCCAAACAGUGUCCAUACUAUCGUGGUGUUUUGCCAGUGCAUUCCUUGCUGCAGCUAUAUUAGUUACACGACACGAUUUUAAAGGUGCUAAUGCAGAGUAUAAGCCAUCAGAAGGUUUUUACUAUGCUGCAUUUACAGCAGGGUUUUAUUUCACGUGUAUGGUAAUUUUGGCAAUCAAUUUUAUGGGAUACAGGUUAAACAAGUACCCUCCCACAUUCAAUUUGGAUCAAAAACAAAGAACGCUAAUGUUUUAUACAAUUUGGUUCGCCACAUGGUCUGUCAUUGGUGCAUUGGUGAUGGGGAAUUUAAUUGACGGGUUAUCGUAUGGAAGUGCAUUAUACUACUGUAUUGUCUCAUUUUUAACUGUAGGACUAGGUGAUAUUUUACCCAAAUCAGCAGGGGCAAAAGUAGCAGUUUUGGUAUUUUCAUUGAUUGGUGUGUUAGUUAUGGGUUUAAUAGUAGCUACUUUGCGGGCGGUCAUUUUGUCGUCUGCGGCGCCUGUUAUAUUUUGGCACAAUAUUGAAAUUGCAAGAGUAAAGCUAAUCAAGGAAUUAGAGGCAAAGAACAUUUACCUAAGUGGUGCAGAAGCUUUCCACAAAAUGAGAGUUCUUCGACGCAAAGUUAAAGCAAGACAUAAUAGAACGUCUCUUAUGAUCACAAUUGCUGUUUUUAUGCUAUUUUGGUUAGUUGGAGCAGUGAUAUUUCAACACAUCGAAGGUUGGUCUUAUUUCAAUUCCUUAUAUUUCUGUUUCUUAUGUUUGAUCACAAUUGGAUAUGGAGACUUUGCACCAAAGACAAGCUUAGGUAGAGUAUUCUUUGUUUCGUGGGCAGUUGGAGCAGUACCCUUGAUGACUAUUUUGGUUUCCAAUGUGGGGGAUACGCUUUAUGCCGUGUGUAAUGAUAUAACAGCGUGGUUCUCGACGUGGAUGUUCUCGACUCAAAGAGAGUACGAAGAAGUUAAACGGUUAAGGAAAAAGUUAAAAGAAGAUCAAGAUGAGGACAUUUCCGUAAACUCUGAAGCGGUACAUCGUGAAGAAGAAGAAGAAGAUCGUGAUAUGGAAUCCUUGGAUGAGUUACAGAACACAUUAGAAGAAGAUUAUGAUGAUCAAGUGCAAGAAGAAGAAGAAGAGGAAGAUAAUGAUGAUGAAGAGCAAGGAGAAUCUGAUGCAUCCGAAAAUACCCCACUUAGUAUUCCAUUUAGUAAAUCUUAUGACGUUGAUUCUGGCAGGCCCAGAAGACGUCCACUUGAAAUUAGUGAAGUUAACGAGCUACGUAAACGAGUGGAAUUAAAAAAGAAAGCACACUUGACAUUGUUGGAGUAUUUGGAAAGGUUGAAGCCGUUGAUAAGUGAUAGUAUUGAAUCACCCAAGAGAAAGUACACCCAUCAGCAAUGGAGUGAAUUAUUACGAGCCUUGGGUGCAGACGAGAAAUCUGAGAGUAAAGGUUAUGAUGGAUUUUGGUUAGGUGAUCUUUCACCAUUAAGAUUGCCAUUGGUAGAGCCUAAUUAUUUGGUACUUAAAUUUUAUUUUCGAAUAGAAAUGAUGUUGAGAGAUAUGGUUGACUUGGAAAUUCGGGAUUUGCAAUUACUUACAACCCGUGAUGACACAAGCCAAAAUAGUUCAAUAUCUGAUCUUGGAUUCAGUACCGGAAAAGAAGUCAGGUUUGAUGAUGAUUGA